CGAGUUUGAUAACCAAGAUCAGGUCAUGCCGGGCGGCCCUUUUGAUCAUUUGUCCGGCAAAACAAAUAGCCCGUGUUUGGGGAACUGGACUGCCCGCCUAGGCGCCUAGCUUUGAAACCUUCCGCCUCCCUCCCCACUCCAACUCGGGCGAGAAAUAGCUCGUAAGUGAGAGACUAAAACCCUAGAAUAAGAUUCUCUUGCAGAGUAAUCACCGAGACUCGACGUCGAAGAUGCCAGGAGCCACCCUGGAAAUGGAGCCAGUGGAGCCACAGUCACUGAAGAAGCUCAGCUUCAAGUCCCUCAAGCGAGCCCUUGAUCUCUUCUCCCCUCUGCAUGGCCACCUCGCUCCUCCCGAUCCCAAGAGUAAAAAUAUUCGCAUGAGCCACAAGGUAAGCCUGGAGUAUGGAGGAAACAAAGCCAUGACGAGUCAACCUUCCCUUGGGGUUAAUGCCAUUGCAUCGGGUCAUGGUGCUCAACCUCCAGUUCCUCCUAAUACCCUUGCUCUUACAGGUCCAGAGGAUUCUAGUGAUCUUCAGAAGGGAGGAGCUCAAAAUGAUCUAAUCGUUAGUCCAUCCAUUCAAUCAAAGGCAUCGAAUGAUGUUGGUCUACCCAGCAAAAGCUCUGCAGUUGUUUCUGCUUCAGGAUCAUCUGAAAGGAAUUUAUCUACAUCUGCUAUAAUGGAAAGAAUCCCAAGCAAAUGGCCACGUCCUGUAUGGCGUCCUCCAUGGAAGACCUACAGGGUCAUCAGUGGCCACUUGGGAUGGGUGAGAUCUAUUGCAUUUGAUCCAAGUAAUACAUGGUUUUGUACCGGCUCUGCUGAUCGCACAAUCAAGAUUUGGGAUGUUGGAAGUGGAAGGCUAAAACUCACCCUAACUGGACACAUAGAACAAGUACGAGGCCUUGCUGUCAGCAGCAAACAUACGUACAUGUUUUCUGCUGGUGAUGACAAACUAGUCAAAUGUUGGGACCUUGAACAGAAUAAGGCCAUCCGGUCUUAUCAUGGUCAUCUAAGUGGCGUCUAUUGCUUGGCUCUUCAUCCCACUAUUGAUGUUUUGCUGACUGGGGGACGUGAUUCUGUCUGCCGGGUUUGGGAUAUUCGUAGCAAGGCACAGAUUUUUGCUCUAUCUGGGCACGAUAACACCGUUUGCUCAGUGUUUACUCGACCUGUGGAUCCACAAGUUGUUACUGGCUCUCAUGACUCAACCAUCAAGUUUUGGGACCUCAGAUUCGGAAAAACAAUGCUUACUCUCACUCACCAUAAAAAGUCGGUGCGAGCAAUGGCACCGCAUCCUAAAGAGAAUUGUUUUGCAUCGGCUUCAGCUGACAACAUUAAGAAAUUUAACCUCCCGAAAGGGGAAUUCUUACACAACCUGCUCUCCCAGCAAAAAACUAUAAUCAAUGCAAUGGCUGUCAAUGAGGAGGGUGUGUUGGCCACAGGAGGUGACAAUGGCAGUCUUUGGUUCUGGGAUUGGAAGAGUGGUCACAAUUUUCAGCAAGCCCAAACAAUUGUACAGCCUGGCUCAUUGGAUAGUGAAGCUGGAAUCUAUGCUACAUCCUACGACGUAACUGGUUCAAGGCUUGUUACUUGUGAGGCUGACAAGACAAUUAAAAUGUGGAAAGAAGAUGAGAAUGCCACUCCAGAAACUCAUCCCGUCAAUUUUAAGCCACCUAAAGAUAUUCGGCGGUUCUAAUGGUCAUCUCGCGUUGAUAUGGAAAAUGUGAAGCAAAAUUAGAACUGUAAUUCGUGUACGCGAUUUGCUUUAUUAAAUACACAGGGCUUUCCGGGGAAUAUAUUUUUUGUAAGCUUUGACGUAACGUCAAUACCUGUAGGCAGAAAUUUUCAUAUAUUUCGUUUUUAAAGAAGUUUUCUUCGUAC
Molecule: messenger RNA, 1876 nt
Organism: Juglans microcarpa x Juglans regia
Lineage: Eukaryota; Viridiplantae; Streptophyta; Magnoliopsida; Fagales; Juglandaceae
Product: protein pleiotropic regulatory locus 1-like
Exons: 17
Coding region: 231-1691 (486 amino acids)
Biological process (GO): mRNA splicing, via spliceosome
Cellular component (GO): precatalytic spliceosome; catalytic step 2 spliceosome; Prp19 complex
Molecular function (GO): protein binding
Source: RefSeq, a predicted model, not a curated record